Molecule: messenger RNA, 402 nt
Organism: Ilyonectria robusta
Lineage: Eukaryota; Fungi; Ascomycota; Sordariomycetes; Hypocreales; Nectriaceae
Product: phosphate metabolism protein-domain-containing protein
Exons: 1
Source: RefSeq, a predicted model, not a curated record
CAAAAUGAUUGUUUACAAGGAGAGAAAGAGAUUCGUAACGCAAGCCAGCUAUCUAAGCAAGACCAGCCAUGCGCGACACAUAAUGAAUGUCAUGAGGCUCAGCGUUAUAUUGGCGACGCACUUUACAAAGGGAUCAAUGACGAAAUCGAAGACUUAACACCUGAGAAGAGAGACACGCUUGUUCACAACCCAUUUCAGCAUGAGGCCCUGCGUGCUCGCCGCCCCACGGUCUGGAUCCCCCGCGACGACCUUGGUAUUAGUGACGAUGAGAUCCGUCGGACACAGGACUUUAGUCAACACAUUUCAAUUAGUAAUAAGGGUGCAGCACUUAACAGCAAAGGACUCGUAGUAUAUAAAAAGAACCCCCCUGACUUUUCGGAGGAGGAUUUAAUGAACCUAUAA